CUUUUUCUCGCCGGCAAAAGUUCAAGCGCAUUCCUCGACGGCACAACCACCCUUUACACAUACGGACGAUUUACUUUCGAGAAAACUAGGUGCCUUACUCGCUCCAAAAAGUUUGCGCUCUUGUACACUCGGAAACACAUUUUCCCACGCAAGAUCAACCCCCCCACCUUGCGUCUCCCAAACCACACAGCCCGACAAUGGGCAAAGUCAAGACGCCCCGACGGGCGGGCACCGCGUCCAGCUCACCCUACGACCGAAAAGGCGGCAACAACGCCGCGGCAGCGGCGGCAGCAGCGCCCAGCAAGAACAAUGUGUUUCGGUUCAAAAAGGACUACGGCCAACACAUCCUCAAGAACCCAGGCAUAGCCGAGGAGAUCGUCAAGAAGGCGUACCUGCGGCCGACGGACACGGUGCUCGAGGUCGGACCGGGAACCGGCAACCUGUCGGUCAAGAUCCUGGAGCGGGCGCAGAAGCUCAUCGCCGUCGAGCUGGACCCGCGCAUGGGUGCCGAGCUCACCAAGCGCGUCCAGGGCAAGCCGGAGCAGAGGAAGCUCGAGGUCAUACUGGGAGACGUCAUCAAGGCCGACCUGCCGCCGUUCGACGUCCUCAUCAGCAACACCCCUUACCAGAUCUCCAGUCCGUUGGUCUUCAAGAUGCUGGCGCUGCCAAACCCGCCUAGGUGCAUGGUGCUCAUGUUUCAGAGGGAGUUCUCGUCGAGGUUGACGGCCAGGCCCGGGGAGGCGCUCUAUUCGCGAUUGUCCGUCAACGUCCAGCUCUUUUCCAAAGUCACACACAUCAUGAAGGUCGGCAAGGCCAACUUCAAACCCCCACCGCAGGUCGAAUCAUCAGUCGUGCGCAUCGAGCCCAAGCUCGGCCGCGAGCGACCAAACGUGUCGUGGGAAGAGUGGGACGGCAUGCUGCGCGUGUGCUUCAACCGCAAGAACAAGACCCUGCACGCAUCCUUCCUCGGCGUCAAGGAGGUCCUCGCCAUGGCCGAGCGCAACUACAAGGUCUGGUGCACCAUGAACGACAUACCCGUCGACGAGAGCGUCGUCGAGACGGCGGAUGGAGACGUCGAGAUGGAGGCGGACGACGGAGAGUGGGGUGGCAUCAUGGAUGUGGAUGACGAUGCUGGUGAGGGCGGUGGUGAUGAUGAUGACGUUCCGGAAUUCUUCAAGGAAAAGGCCCCGGCUCCCGUGGCCAAGACGCCGAGCAAGAGGAAAAAGACAAAGGUUGGCGAGCUGGUCAGGUCGAAAAUCGAAAAGGUCCUCAAUGACACGGACUUGGCUGAGCAGCGUGCCAACAAGUGCGACCAGAACGACUUUUUGAGGUUGUUGGCUGCGUUCAACGCUGAAGGCAUUCACUUUGCAUGAACAUUCUUGUUUGACUUUUUUUUUUCUUUCUUCAUAUUGGGUUGGCAUUUUAUUGGUUGGACUGGGUGGCGUUGGGGAGUUUAUCCGGAAGAUUAAAAAAAAAGAGAUAGCUACAUGUUUUUUGCCUUGGCAUUCAGUAUGCGGCGUAUGGAAAAUAAUUGGUUAUUGCACAAUAUGUG
Messenger RNA from Pyricularia grisea, 1552 nucleotides. RefSeq lists its product as uncharacterized. Gene Ontology annotation, cellular component: mitochondrial matrix. Lineage: Eukaryota; Fungi; Ascomycota; Sordariomycetes; Magnaporthales; Pyriculariaceae. The transcript has 2 exons. Bases 198 to 1373 code for a protein of 391 amino acids. Gene Ontology annotation, molecular function: rRNA (adenine-N6,N6-)-dimethyltransferase activity. Gene Ontology annotation, biological process: rRNA methylation. The record is from RefSeq and is a predicted model, not a curated record.